Molecule: messenger RNA, 1392 nt
Organism: Trichophyton benhamiae CBS 112371
Lineage: Eukaryota; Fungi; Ascomycota; Eurotiomycetes; Onygenales; Arthrodermataceae
Exons: 4
Coding region: 1-1392 (463 amino acids)
Molecular function (GO): histone binding; nucleosome binding
Source: RefSeq, a predicted model, not a curated record
AUGGGGUUCAUCACAGUGAAUGAAGCCGCUAUAGACAAGGCAUUCAAGGCGAAUCCCGCCCUGCAAGGACGCAUUCUCGAAGCUAUCUCUGAGUAUCCCCAAUGCGUCGGUCUGUUCGAAGACAUCGCACGGUUCAUUUGCUCUGAACGGGAAGCCCACCAGAGCCAGCUUCACAGCGCUUACAGCAUAGCACCUGCUACGGAGAGCCUGCAACAACAACAUAUCACGCCAGUUGAAGGACCUGCCGCUAAGAAAAGGAAAGUGGCUAAUGGAUUCGCUGGGUCUGCUGCGCCUGGGGCGAUGGGAGGAGAAGACUCUGCGUUGAUUGCUGGCAUACAAGGGGAUGCCGACUUGCAGUUAUACGUGCAAGACCUCUCUUUUACCAUCCCUCAAAGAAAGAAGCUCAGACUGGAGUUUACGCAGGACCUGGGAGGUGGGAAUGAAUAUAUUAGAGCUAGGAAUCAGGCUUCUGGUGAGGUUGAAUUCGGCGUUCCUGUUGGCAAAAUCGAACAUGUCCUUUGCCUCCCAGUCCCGGAAAAGGCUCAGCGCCAGUUUAAUUUCUGCAUUAUACCAGAGUACAAGGAUGGAAUCACCAAUGCUCCGGAUGGAGUGAUUACGUUUGAACCUAUAGUUUGGACGGUGCCUGAUGCACCUCCUCGAAGUGCAUAUUUGGGGUCAGGAACCCCAGUUUCCGAGAGUGCGAGCUUAGCGGAGACAUAUCAGACAUACUUCCAGAGUUUCCUAGACGGAAAAUUGAAGCAUGUCAAAGUAUUAUGUCCUGACGAGAAAGAGUUCGUGAGCGCCACCCCCGAAGCUCACCGAAAGUCCGAGAAGGCAUAUCACGUCAAGGCCUUCCGAGGCAGUAAAGAAGGGUACCUCUUCUUCCUGGCUAGCGGGAUCUUCUUUGGUUUCAAGAAGCCUGUUUUGUUUAUUGCAUUUGAAAAUGUGGAGUCUAUUUCAUAUACAGCUGUGCUUCAGCGGACAUUCAACCUGAACAUAACAACACGCUCGGCCGCGAAGCCAGACGAAAUGCAGGAGCUGGAGUUCUCAAUGAUUGACCAGGCGGACUAUCCGGGGAUUGAUGCAUAUAUCAAGAAACAUGGCUUACAGGAUGCCAGUCUAGCUGAGGAGCGCCGUGCAAAGAGGCUUAAUAUUAAUGCACCAAGGGGCGGAGAUGGGGCUGACGAUGGAAGUGGAAUGAAUGACGGGAGCGUUCCGCAAGCAGAGGAAGAAGAGUCCGAGCUGCAGAAGGCCCAGAGGGAACUCGAGAACCAACAAGCAGACGAAGAAGAUGAAGAGGAGGAUGACUACGACCCCGGAAGUGAAGGGGAGAGUGAAGGCAGUGGUUCGAGUAGUGAGGAGGAGGGAGACGACAAUGCACAAGGUGCGUGA